CUUCACAAAUGAAAACAUGGGAGGACGACACGUCGACUAGCCUGAAAUGGAGAAACCUGCGGGUUUGCUUUUGGCCACAGAGAGAUAUGGAAGCGGACAGUCCUGGAGCUACAGAGUAAAGAAUGGAGUGGUGGAGAGGAGGAGAGAUUCUAGCCAAGGUGGAUCACGAUCAAACUCGGUUGUUGACGUUUUUAAAAGUAUUUUCCUUCCUCAAGGCUACCCAGACAGUGUCAGUGGGGACUAUUUGCAGUACCAGUUCUGGGAUACUAUGCAGGCGUUUGCCAGCUCCCUGUCAGGGACUCUGGCCACUCAGGCUUCCCUCAAAGGUGUUGGUGUUGGAAAUCAAGAAGCAACUGUCGCUGCCGCCACAGUCACCUGGUUAUUAAGAGAUGGAACUGGCAUGCUGGGAAGAAUCCUGUUUGCUUGGCGGAAGGGGAGUAAGUUGGACUCUGAGGCCAAAAAAUGGAGACUUUUUGCUGACGUUCUCAAUGACAUUGCCAUGUUCAUGGAAAUCUGUGCACCUUACUUUCCUGCCUGCUUCACCUUGAUUGUGUGCACAGCAGGGGUAUUUAAGUCUAUUGUUGGAGUGGCGGGUGGUGCGACCAGAGCUGCUCUGACGGUUCAUCAGGCUCGCAGGGACAACAUGGCUGACAUCUCUGCCAAAGACGGCAGUCAGGAGACUUUAGUGAAUUUGGCGGGACUGCUCGUCAGUUUGAUCCUCAUUCCCCUCGUCACUGAUAAUCCAGGACUCACUCUCGGCCUCUUCUUCUUCUUCACCAUCCUUCAUCUCUUCGCCAACUACAAGGCCGUACGUUCCGUUGUCAUGGACACCUUCAACGAAGCCCGGCUUUUUAUUGUGCUGCAGCAGUACCUAAAGGACAAGAGAAUCCUUAGUCCUCUGGAGGCCAAUCAAAGAGAACCAGUUUUCUUUGAGUUUGUGAAAAGUGCCCCAAUCAGACUCGGAGUUAGGCUGCAGGAGGUCGUACAGAGCCCAGAUGAACUAAAUAUGGCUUUGAAGGAUAACAACAUGCCUUACCUCUUAGGGAUCAGAAAUGGCUGUGUGAGUGUUUGUUUGGGACCAGAGGCGUCAGUAUCUGAUGAAAUCAGGGCCAUGUGCCAGGCUGUGUGGCUCAGCUGCACAUUGACAUCCAGGGAACAUUCAUGUUCUACACCAAAGCAGCAAAGCCCCUGGGACAUGGUGUGUGAAAGUCACAAGCUGAUGGAUGCAAACUUCUAUCCAUUCCUCCAAGGUGUUGAAGCUGCUGGAUGGGAUGUAAAACGAACUCUGCUGGACUGGGAUGAGUGGAGAGUCGGGUGGAAAACGAAAAGCACCUGAGCUGCUCCAUGAUAUUCACAUGAAUCAGUGUUUAUUAAAUAAUUGUAUUUUUCAAUACUGGUGU
Messenger RNA from Cololabis saira (Pacific saury), 1400 nucleotides. It is a transcript of the gene rusf1, whose product is annotated as RUS family member 1. The record is from RefSeq and is a predicted model, not a curated record. The transcript has 15 exons. NCBI's taxonomy places the organism in Eukaryota, Metazoa, Chordata, Actinopteri, Beloniformes, Belonidae. Bases 47 to 1336 code for a protein of 429 amino acids.